Molecule: messenger RNA, 540 nt
Organism: Paramecium octaurelia
Lineage: Eukaryota; Ciliophora; Oligohymenophorea; Peniculida; Parameciidae
Source: the annotation of a GenBank genome assembly
AUGCAUUCUAUGAAAUUCUCAUCGAAACCUAGUUUAUAGUCUUUGAAAUCCUCUAAGUUUAGUGUUAUUUCAACCUAAUAACGAACCCCUGAUUCUACAAAAUUGAUGAAAUGUAUAUUUUAAAUUAAGUCUACCUUUAGUAAAAUAGUCAUGCCUUUUGUAUAGCUAAAGCCCAAAGUUUAAAACUGGGAGAACUAAAACAUUUAACUUUAGUGAAAGUGAUUUGAAACCUGUAAUGAAAAUGGAGAAUUUGAAAGAGAAAAUUGAGAAGUCAAUCAUUCUAUUAUAAAAAACGAAAGGAUAAAAAGAUUUAUCAACAUAAUUAAAAAUCGAGGAGAUGGUUAUUGAAAUGAUGAAACUAUGUCAAAUUGACAAUAAAAUCUUGAAACUCUUGUAAUAAAUAAAAGAGGAGAAAGAAUAAAAGCUACAAUCUUAAUCUAAAACAAUGUUAUUUAUAAAUAGACAAUAAACUUAGAUAGAAUAAUUAGUAAAUAUAAUAUUAAUUAUAUUUAGAAAAGGAGAUGCUCAGAAUAUAAUUGA